GCAAUCUUCCGGGAGGUCCCGCCCCGCGUGCGCGGUGGCUGCAGCGGCGGUGACGGUGGCGGUGGAGCCAUGCCGCUGGAGGCCAUACGCUACUCGCGGGGCUCUCUGCAGAUCCUCGACCAGCUGCUGCUGCCCCAGCAGAGCCGCUACGAAGCGGUGGGCUCGGUGACGCAGGCCUGGGAGGCCAUCCGCGCCAUGAAGGUGCGGGGCGCCCCGGCCAUCGCCCUGGUGGGCUGCCUCAGCCUCGCCGUGGAGCUCCAGGCGGGCGCCGGGGGGCCGGGUCUUGCCCCUCUGGUGGACUUCGUGCGCGACAGGCUGAGCUUCCUCGUGACCGCCCGGCCCACCGCUGUCAACAUGGCCCGCGCUGCUCGCGACCUGGCGGACGCCGCAGCUCAGGAGGCGGAGCAAGAGGGUGCCACCGAGGAGGCGGUCCGGGAGAGAGUCAUCCGCUGCGCUGAGGACAUGCUGGAGAAAGACCUCAGAGACAACCAGAGCAUCGGGGACCUGGGAGCCCACCACAUCCUGGAGCGGGCAGCCCCUGCCGGGGGCAAGGUGACCGUGCUGACCCACUGCAACACUGGUGCACUGGCCACUGCUGGCUACGGCACGGCCCUAGGUGUGAUUCGCUCCCUGCACAACCUGGGCCGCCUGGAGCGCACCUUCUGCACAGAGACGCGGCCCUACAACCAGGGAGCCCGGCUGACGGCCUUUGAGCUGGUUUAUGAGCACAUCCCCGCCACCCUCAUCACCGACAGCAUGGCGGCCGCCGCCAUGGCGCACCGGGGAGUAUCAGCCGUUGUCGUGGGAGCCGACCGCGUGGUCGCUAACGGUGACACAGCCAACAAAGUGGGCACCUACCAGCUGGCCAUUGCCGCCAAGCACCACGGCAUCCCCUUCUACGUGGCCGCCCCCAGCUCCUCAUGCGACCUCCGCCUGCAGACGGGCCAGGAGAUUGUCAUCGAGGAGCGGCCCGGCCAGGAGCUGACCGACGUCAACGGGGUCAGGAUCGCAGCACCCGGAAUUGAGGUUUGGAACCCUGCCUUUGACGUUACCCCCCAUGACCUCAUCACCGGCGGCAUCGUCACCGAGCUGGGUGUCUUCGCCCCGGCCGAGCUCCGGACCGCCCUGAGCACCACCGUCUCCUAGCGGAGGGACCCCAGACGGACUGGAUGUAACCACCUCAGCCUGUCUACCUUGCCCAUGUGUCUCAGGUUUUAUAAUAAACUGAUCCAGUGGCCUACCCAAAA
This is a messenger RNA of Marmota monax (woodchuck), 1247 nucleotides long. RefSeq names its product methylthioribose-1-phosphate isomerase 1 (gene Mri1). Gene Ontology annotation, molecular function: S-methyl-5-thioribose-1-phosphate isomerase activity. The record is from RefSeq and is a predicted model, not a curated record. The transcript is spliced from 6 exons. The coding region runs from base 70 to 1146 and encodes 358 amino acids. NCBI's taxonomy places the organism in Eukaryota, Metazoa, Chordata, Mammalia, Rodentia, Sciuridae.